GUGGUUAACCUUAAAAACAUAAACUACCGCGAAUUUGGAAUUUGGUGCGCGGUUAAAUUCAAGGUUGUUUAUUUUUCAAAUUCAAAGAAUUUUCAUGAAAAAUACUACUUGAACAAAGAAACAUGUCCAAAACGCCUAAAAGAAAAAGUCUUGGGGGGCAAACCAACACAUUAUUCAGUUACUUCAAGUCACCAAAGGUCGAGAAAAAAGAUGAACUUGUGAAAGAAACAUUGGAAGAAAAACCUAUUUCACCAGAAGAGAGUGAUGAUGAGGAAAUUGUGAAGAGUAGAAAACGAAAAAGAAUUAUCAUCCAUAGUGAUUCUGAAGAUGAAGGGGAAUCGGGAGGGAAAAAAGCACCUAAAAUUGAAAAAUUUGUCAGGAGAAAGUCAGAGGAGGAAUCAGAGGGUGUUGGCAAUGGUUUUAACGAUUCAUCUGAAAAUGAUGAUAAAACUCAUAACGGUAGUGAGAUGAAAGGAUCAUUGGAGAAAUUCUCCUUUGAAUAUAAUCAAACAGCAGACAAAAAUAAACCAACUGAUGAUAUUCUAAAAGAUUCUCAAAUAGCCAUGAAAAUGCCAGCAUCAUCAGAUGUAGUUGUCAGCAUCCAUAAUAACUGGAAACACAAUCAUCUCGCUUUCCUUCAACCAGACAAAAUAAAAGAUAAAAAUAAAAGACGUCCAGAUCAUCCUGAGUAUGAUAAUCGGACCCUUUUCAUUCCUGAUGACUUUCUGAACAAUCAAACACCAGCUAUGAGGCAGUGGUGGAUUCUUAAAAGUUCACACAUGGACACAGUCUUAUUUUUCAAAGUUGGAAAAUUUUACGAAUUAUAUCAUAUGGAUGCUGUUGUUGGAGUACAACAACUAGGUUUUUCCUAUAUGAAGGGGGAAUUCGCCCAUUCCGGUUUUCCUGAGAGUGCUUAUGCCAAAAUGGCAAGUAUAUUGAUAGAAAAAGGUUUUAAAGUAGCUAGAGUGGAACAAACAGAAACUCCAGAAAUGAUGGCUGAAAGGUGUAAGUUACAGAAGAAAACAACAAAGUAUGAUAAGGUCGUGAAAAGAGAAAUUUGCCAAAUAUCAACAAAAGCAACAUUGGUUUACAGUGCUCAAAUGCCUGAUGCCACUCAAGCGAUGUCAUCUUAUCUCUAUGCAAUCGCGGAAAAAAAGAUUCAGAAUGGUGUCAGAUUUGGAGUAUGUUUUGUUGAUACGUCAAUUGGUAUUUUCCAUCUUUCAGAGUUUGAAGAUGACAAACAUUGUUCAAGGUUAUUAGCACUCUGCGCUGAAUAUAAACCUGAAUUGAUUUUAGUAGAAAGAGGUCGACAGAGUUCUGUAGUAUCUGAAGUAUUUAACACUUACUUCAAAGAUAUAAGGAAAGAAAAUUUAGCACCAACCUCUCAAUUUUUAACAGCUGAUAAAACUCUAGAAAGUCUUUCAACAGGCCCAUACUUUAAAGAUAAAUCAGGACAAUUCGCUUGGCCGCAAAUCUUCUCAGAAGUAGCCGAGGAAUGUAUUCCUAAAUCUGAAUAUGAAUUAACUCUUAAGUGUUUAGGAGCUUGUCUGUGGUAUUUGAGGGAUUCGGAGUUGGAUAUUCAUGUUUUUUCAAUGAAACAGUUCAAAAUGUAUACUCCGAAAGACUUAGAAACUAAUCAUAAAGUAAUCCAGAGGGACUAUAUGGUUUUAGAUGCGGUAUCAAUGGAUAAUUUGAAUUUACUUGGAGGACAAGGAUCAUUGCAAAAAAAUAUCGAUUACUGUGAGACCCCAUUUGGCAAAAGACUUUUACACCAAUGGAUUUGUCGACCACUGUGCGACGUUGAUAAAAUAAAAGAAAGGCAAACUGCAGUGAAAGAACUGGCUUCAAACACAGAUUUCUUGAAACCUGCCCAGGAAAUUCUCAAAAAAUUGCCUGAUUUAGAGAGACAAAUUGCAAAAAUUCACAUCUAUGGAAAUAAAUAUUGCGCCGAAAAUCAUCCUGAUGGCCGUGCAAUAUUUUAUGAAUCUAAGACUUAUACGAAAAGGAAAAUUCAUGACCUCUUGAACACACUCAGAGGUUUCGAGAGUGCCCAAGGUCUCACAGAUAUCUUCAAGGGUUGUGAGUCAAGAUUAUUGAAAAAAAUCACUCAAACAGGGGCAUCAGGGAUGUAUUUAGAUUUGAGUGAAAGCUUGCAGUUUUUCCGAGAAGCAUUCGAUCAAGAGAUGGCCAGUAAAGAUGGUGUUAUAAUACCAAAAGCUGGUGUUGAUGAAGAUUACGAUGCAGUUAUGGAUAAAAUCGCAAAUAUUCAGAAAUCUUUGGACAAGUAUCUGAAGGAGCAAGAGAAAUAUUUUGGUUGUAAAAUUUCCUAUUUUGGAUCUGAUAAAAAAAGGUUUCAGUUAGAAAUACCUGAUACUCACACAAGAAAAGUAACCAGUGAUUAUCAACUGGAGGGAACAAAGAAAGGAAAUAAACCCUGUAAAAGAUACCAUACUGAAGAAACACGAGGUUUUCUUAGUGCUAUGUUGAAAGCUGAAGGUGAAAAAGCAAAAAUCAUACAGGAUUUAAAUAGGAGAAUUUUUGAGAAAUUUUCCCAAAGGUACAGUGAAUGGGAGCAAGUAACCCACUGUAUAAUGUACCUGGAUGUUCUUUGCUCUAUUGCUACUUACUCCACGUUGUCUAGUCAUGCAGUUUGUUUGCCUGAAAUUCGACCGUUCCACGAUAAAAGUAUGAUAUGCAUCAAGAAUGCAAGGCAUCCUUGUAUCACAAAUAUAGAGAAUUUCGUACCUAACGAUAUAUCUAUGAACUGUGAUGAUAAAGCUGGUUUGGUCUUGAUCACUGGACCCAAUAUGGGUGGUAAAUCGACUCUAAUGCGACAGGUUGCUGUGAUAGCUGUGAUGGCACAAAUGGGUGCCUUUGUGCCUGCAGAAGAAUGUACUUUGAAUCUUGUGGAUCGUGUUUUUACUAGAUUGGGAGCGCACGAUAAUAUUAUCGGAGGGCAGUCUACGUUCUUUGUGGAGCUAUCUGAGGCUUCCUCAAUUUUACAGCAUGCUUCCCCACAUUCCCUGGUGCUGUUGGAUGAACUUGGCAGAGGUACUUCUACUCAUGAUGGAAAUGCUAUAGCAACUGCUUACGUUAAAAAGCUUCUACAAAUCAAUUGCCGAACCCUCUUCUCAACGCAUUAUCACACACUAGUGGAUCAUUUCGUCAAUAGGACUGAUGUACAGCUGGGUCAUAUGGCUUGUAUGGUGGAAAAUGAUGAAGAUCCGACGCAAGAAUCUGUGGUUUUCCUCUAUAAGAUGGUUGAAGGCAGAUGUCCGAAAUCGUAUGGAUUCAACGCAGCUCGUCUUGCUGGUUUGAAACAUUCCAUAGUGUCUAGGGCAAGGGAGAUCGCAAAGGUUCUGGAAAAUCAAAGUAAAGGCCGUGAUAUUUUCAGGAAGAUCUUCUGUACUUCCGAACCGACUAACUUAAGAAUGUUGAUUUCCUAUUUGAAAAAUCUGAAGUUUUAACAUAUUAUAUUGUUUUUUUUUCUUCUAUAUUUUCGAGUAGAUGAACGUCUUUAUAAAUUUGUUCGUUAUAUUUGUUACCAAUGAAGUUAAAUGGCCGUAUGGAAUGAUAUUUUAUACUGGAGUAUAGUGAAAAUAUUAAGAAAGUUUUUUUCUUCAAUUUUGAUAUAUACUUACUUUCGAUAUUGAAAACAUCUCUGAUUCUUGUUUUACCAAUUCUAAUCUGUUGUUACUGUUUGUAAGUGUUAACAUUUACAAGUAACCCCUAACAGUAUUAAUAGGUUUCAUAAAAUAUAAAGUUUAUAUGCAUCA
Messenger RNA from Coccinella septempunctata (seven-spotted ladybird), 3776 nucleotides. RefSeq names its product probable DNA mismatch repair protein Msh6 (gene Msh6). The coding region runs from base 123 to 3467 and encodes 1114 amino acids. NCBI's taxonomy places the organism in Eukaryota, Metazoa, Arthropoda, Insecta, Coleoptera, Coccinellidae. Gene Ontology annotation, biological process: mismatch repair. The transcript has 2 exons. The record is from RefSeq and is a predicted model, not a curated record. Gene Ontology annotation, molecular function: ATP-dependent DNA damage sensor activity; mismatched DNA binding; ATP binding. Gene Ontology annotation, cellular component: MutSalpha complex; nucleus.